UUCAGAUUGAUUCGAACUGCCGUCGCGGUCGGGUGUGUUUCUCGGUCCGGUCGCCGCUCCCUCGAAAGUUUCAAACGCAAGAAAAAAAAGAAUGUGUAAAGUUGGUGCUUCUUGUCUGCUGCAGUUGAAAAAUUAAUUAUUAAAUCAAUUCGCGCGGAGUACGGUUCACGUCGUCGCGUUCGCUUCGCGCUGGGAACCAACAGUGUGCAUUGUUUUUGCUCGCCGGAGGAAGCAAAACAAGGCGCAGAUUUUGCGUUUUUUUCUGUUGUGGGAGGCGGAGGAAGUGUCUGGGUCUGGGAAGAGAGGAAAAUUUUCUGCUAAAGAAAAACACGCAUAAAAAGUGUUCUCACGGAGUGUGAUUCGGGGCGUGUGACCUUUUUGGUGCAAUUGGGCCGGAUCCGGGGGAAAACAACGCCCGGAAGUGCUGCUGUCUUGGCAGGGGGAGGAAAGGGAGCUCUGUAAACAACAGCCGGAACAGUGGAAUCUGGCGAGUCUUCCAGCAAAAUAGCUUCCGGACGAUGAUGAUGGCGACGACGACGACCGCGAUGACAAUGAUUUCGAUGAUGAUUUAGGAGCAACACACAACAUCAGAAUCUGUAGCAUCUGUAGAGUAGAGAGAAGUGGAACGGAAUCGAUCCCUUCAAGACUGAACCUUCGCGGUGAAUCGACGGUCAGCGCCAUGGAACCCAAGACAGUGGACCUGUACGAAUUCCUGGUGGAGUCGGAACUGCAGCAGUACUACAAUUCGUUAAAAAAUGACCUCAAAAUCACCACAAUCGCUCACCUCAAGUACGCCACGGACGAGGAUCUGCGCCAGGUUUGCGGCCUUUCGCGACCCGAGACGCGCCGGUUACGCAAGUACUACGAAAAGUACUAUCCCCAUGGGUACCUCAACAAGAUCAAACGGCUGCUGCAAACGCCGAAAAAGGACGAGGGAAGCGUCGGAAGUCCUACGACGAGCGUGGAACCGUUGAAGACGUGUCCAUCGCCGAGUAAGAUCCCGAACAACAAGCACAUCAUCCCGGCGGAUGCCAUCACGGUGAACAAGCAGCUUGGCACGGGCGAGUUUGGGAUCGUGCAGCAGGGCGUUUGGACCAACGGGACGGAACGGAUUCAGGUGGCGAUCAAGUGUUUGUGCCGGGAGCGGAUGCAGUCGAAUCCGAUGGAGUUUUUGAAGGAAGCUGGGAUUAUGCACUCGAUCGAGCAUGAGAAUAUUGUGCGGUUGUACGGGGUGGUGCUGGACACGGAAUCGCUCAUGUUGGUCACGGAGUUGGCCCAUUUGCGGUCGUUGCUGGAGUGCCUGAAAGAUCCGGGGCUGCGGGUUAGCUUUUUGACGGUGCCGACGCUGUGCGAGUUUGCGGCGCAGAUUUGUAACGGGAUGAUGUAUUUGGAAAGCAAUCGACUGAUUCAUAGAGACUUGGCAGCUAGAAAUAUCCUAGUGUUUAGUAAGAACAAGGUGAAAAUUUCCGACUUUGGGCUGUCGCGAGCACUCGGAGUUGGAAAGGAUUACUACCAGACUAACUUUAACAUCAAUCUGAAGCUUCCAAUCGCGUGGUGCGCACCGGAGUGCAUCAACUUCCUUAGGUUUACGAAUGCCUCGGACGUGUGGGCGUACGGAGUUUGUCUGUGGGAGAUAUUCUCGUACGGGUUCCAACCGUGGGCUGCCCUCACCGGCCAUCAGAUUCUCGAAGCCAUCGAUGAACCAAACUACCAGCGGCUGGAAAAGCCCGAAUGCUGCCCCAAGGAGUACUACUCACUGAUGGUCAAGUGCUGGCAGCAUGACGCCACCAAGCGGCCCAAGUUCACCGAAAUCUACCAACUGCUGCCGGACAUGAAGCCGGAGCAGCUCAAAACCAUCGUAUCUUUCAGUGAGCCCAAAAAGGAUCACCUACUUUACCGGCAGGGCGAAAUUAUUACCGUACUGGACAAGAGUUCCAACUCUCCGUACUGGAAGGGCGUCCUGAACUCGGGCAAAACGGGCCUUUUCAACCCGGCCAACACCGUUGCCUAUCUGGACAGUCUGCCGUCGUCGGUGAAUCGCGACAGCUUCAGCAGAACCUCGGAACGUACGAGCAAGCGCAAGAUCCGCACCGACAUGAUUUCCCGACCGCAGAACGACCUCAAACACACGGGCCACGUGGGCAUCGAUGGGGCGUACUUUGGCGACGUGGCCUUCCUCGCGAGUCCCCAGAAUCUCCCCCGCCAGAUCGUAACGCCGUACAAGCCAUCGGAAGAUCUGGAGCAGACGCCGCUGCUGCUGCCGCCGACGCCAACCAGUCCGGACUCGAUCCAAACCGCCAGCGGGUACUUUUCCGACACGCUCCAAACCGGCCACCAGAACUUUGUGAACGCUGGUGAAGCGCACGACCGGUCCACGGUGGACAGCGGGCUGGCCAGUGCGUUCGACUUCCGUAACAGUGGCUUCAAGGACAGCAACCCGUUCAUCAACGUCGACGUCAACGGGGACGGCCAGAACAACACCCACGUCAAGGAGUCCAAAACCGGCGACGGCCACGAACCGCACGAGUACCACGAAAUCUCCGACGAUGACAUCCCGACGGAGAAGGUGUUCGGCGGGACGUCCCUGUUGGACGAGAUGGAGAACCUUUUCAAGAGCUUUGCGAGCGCCUCGGAGAACCCGCAGCUGCAGCAGAUUCAGAGUAUGCAUCAGCCGCCCCUCUCGCCGGAUGUGGAAAACACCAACAAGCGGAACGAACUGACGGAGCAGCUGUCGUCGAGGUUAAACCGGAAGAACAGCUCCAGCUCGGGAACGGUCAGCAGCAGUAAGGGAGGAACUAAAUCCAGCAAGAAGAAAACCAGCACCGUCAAGCCCAUCUCCGUCAAGGACGAACGGCUGCUCAACCAAGCCAUCGAGAUUGCCAACGAAAUCAGUGCAAAAUCAAUGACCGACCUGGUGUCGGACUCGAGCCAGCAAACGUCCAGCCCGAAGCGCAAGUUUAGCUUCCGCUUUCCGCACAUUCACGGCCAUCACCACGGUUCGGGUGGUGGUGGUGGUGGCGCCGGAAGUGGCGGCAGCUCUGGUAGCGGUGGAGUUCCGUUAAAGUCCGAUCAGCAUGGUUCGAUGGGGUCGGGAAGUGGUAGUGGAGGGGUGCUUGGAGGAAGCGGAGGAGGAGGUGGGGGUGGCCCCAGCGGAUCUGGCAGUGGAAGUCGGGGCUCGGGUUCCGACAAGGACCACCUGGCGUCCGGGUCGGGGUCCUCGUCAGGGCAUCACCACCAUCAUCACGGAACGGGGACGCUUUCGAGUGCGUACCGGGAGCGGAGGAACUUCUCCGAGGAGGCGAAGAAUGUGCCGGAUUUGCAUCGCUAUCGAUCGUUGACCGGGAUUGAAAGCUAUCGCGGCAACGAUAGCAUCCGGAUUCCGCUGUUUGACAAGGAAUCGUCGGACUUUUGCUUCGAGAAGAGCCGCGAGCUGUUGUCGCGCCCGUUCGGGUUGGACAUUUCGGCGGCGGCUCAGACGCUCGAUGGGCGGCACUUUGACAAGAAGACGCGGGACUUGAUCGGGGAGAACCUGCUGGACAUUGAGAAGACGCUGAACGCGCUGAAUCUGGACUUUCUGCAGACGUACCAGGAGCUGGAGAAGGCGGACUCGGCGGAGACGCUAUUUGGGGAUGGGUUUGGGAAUACGCCGUUCCGGAAGAGUCCGCCGGCGAGUUCGUUGGCGCGGGGAGGAUCACUGGAGGGGAAGGGUGGGAAAUUGGGAUCGACGUCGGUGUUUAGCAGCGAGAAGGGCAGUGGAAGUGGAGGAUCGUCGGUAACCGGGAAGAGUCCACCGACGAAGAAGCAGUUCGAGAUGAAUUUGUACUCGGAGUUGAAUGGGAGCGAGAGUAGGGUGCGAUCACCGAAGGGAAUUCCGAUUAGGGACUUUAAGUUUCGGCAGACGAUCGAUCCGCGGUGUAAGGAUCGCGCGGAUUAUUACAACAUGAAGAACGAAUAUCUGUCGGAUUUGACGCGCAAACAGCAGAGUCAGGUGCUGGCUUCGUCGCCGGUGAAGAAGACUGCCAACUCAAGCAAUCAGUCGAUCAACCAGCUGUACCAGAUCUACAACACUCCGAUGACGGCUAGGAAGUUUGACGAUAGUACGGUGUCGAUCAUGGCUUCGGCCUGCCAGCAGCGUCAGCGAUCGCUGUCCUUUACAGAAAACUACGAACUCAAAUCGCCUUCGUGCGCGAUCGACGCAAAGCUGCUUUCGAUGUGCCAGUCGGUAACGUCCGCGAUCAAGUCGGUUCCGUUGAUACCGGCGGUACCGACCCCUCCCCCGCCCGCAAUCGGCAAGUCCCGCAAGAUGAUCUCGUACAAACCCAAAAGCAUCCGCGCUCGAAACCUGCGCCGGCUCAGCUACAACCCGAUCAGCAUGAUCACCUCGUCCUCGUCGAGUAGCGAAAGCGAACACGAUCCUCGCCAGCUAGCCCACUCGGAGUGCGACAUCCGGUCCAAGCUCAGCGCGCGACGCCGACGUUACAUGCAACGACGCUCCAACAGCAACAGCGCCAGCAGCCAGGACAAACUGUACGGCUCGAACGCCAGCAUCAAGUCUGCCCCCCAAUACAACUACAACAGCGAUCGACAGCAGCAACAGUUCUACAACAACUACCCGUACCACUACACCGACUACGCCGACCGAGACGAUGACGAUGACGACGACGACGACGAUCGACCCCCGAAUCCCGUCAUCCCCCUUCCCGUCCCCGCACCCCCCUCCACCGUCCCCGACAACAUCUACGACUUUGUAGUCCCACCCCCGCCUCCGGCCAAGUACGCCAACGACCCGACGCCAACGCCACCACCCCCGGCCAAGUACGCCAACAAACUGUACUCGACGGCCGCGGCCGAGUUUGACGUGUCCAAGCUAACCGGCAAGAGCCCAACCACCCAGAGCUACUUUGCCCAGCAACCCCCGGCGGCGGCCCCCACCAUACUCCCGGAACCACUCCCACAACCCGCAAAGCAGCAGCCCCAACCCGGCUUCCAGUGGCCGGAAAAGAUCCACGGGGCGCUCGUCAAGCACAACGACAUGCUGUGGCAGCGGCAGAAGCAGCUCUUCGGUGGUAGUGCCACUGCCGGAGGAACAACGGCCGGAAGUGGUGGCGUUGGUGGCGGAGGCGGUGGAAUCUCCAGCGAUACCUCCUCGACCGAGACGGACUCGAUCGACUUUCGGCGGGAGUUGGGCUCGGCGAUGAUGCCGCCCAGUCCGGCGCCGUGAGGUUUGCGAAAGGCCGCCGACGUACGGAUCGUGUAGAACGCACGCGCGCGCGUCGAGUGAGCUUGGACCUGUGUUGCUGAUGGGAGGUUUGCGGAAGGGUUGAGUUGAGCUUGUGGUAGGUUUGCUUCAUUUAACUGUAAACGCCAUCCAUCCGUCCAACCGGGGUUUACUGAUUUUGUUGUGUUUCGGUUUUGCAAGGACGGCCAUCAGAGACAGAUCAGUUUAAGGGAAAUAUCUAAUAAUUUCGUAUUUUAAUUUAGUAUAUUACUUUGUGCAACCCAUUGAAUUUAAGUGGAUUGCAGACUGGAUUUCGUCAUGUUUAGGUAAUGAUUGUCUAAGCUCAGGUUGUCAAAAAAUAUUUUUGGAAAUAGACGACGGUAAAUAUUGAUGUUUUAUGAGGAUAAUUUCAUUCCAUUAAUUUCAGGUAACUAUUUCACCAAACCCGCGGUGUUGAGAGAUAGCUGGGGAGGAAAGAUUUUGUUUAACACUUUUGCGAAAGUUACGUGCUUGAAAAUACUUAUCCGCCUUUUUCAAUAGUUGCUCCAGAUAUUAUGUUUUAUCAAAAAUCAGGUUUGAAAUACAAUUCUAGAGUAUUUUUUUUAAUUUAAACUUAUCUGCUUUGGGUUUCCUAUGCAGAUAGGUUGAAAAUCAAAGUAUGCGAGAUUUUUUUCCGACCUCCUGAGUACACGGUCCUGGAAUUGC
Culex pipiens pallens (northern house mosquito) is the source of this 5923-nucleotide messenger RNA. It is a transcript of the gene Ack-like, whose product is annotated as activated Cdc42 kinase-like. The record is from RefSeq and is a predicted model, not a curated record. The coding region runs from base 680 to 5221 and encodes 1513 amino acids. Lineage: Eukaryota; Metazoa; Arthropoda; Insecta; Diptera; Culicidae. Gene Ontology annotation, biological process: protein phosphorylation. Gene Ontology annotation, molecular function: protein binding; protein tyrosine kinase activity; ATP binding. The transcript has 8 exons.